Messenger RNA from Phoenix dactylifera (date palm), 1797 nucleotides. Its product is annotated as protein TRIGALACTOSYLDIACYLGLYCEROL 3, chloroplastic-like. NCBI's taxonomy places the organism in Eukaryota, Viridiplantae, Streptophyta, Magnoliopsida, Arecales, Arecaceae. Gene Ontology annotation, molecular function: ATP binding; ATP hydrolysis activity. The record is from RefSeq and is a predicted model, not a curated record.
CCGUCCUCCCGGACGUGUGACUUUCCUCCUGGCUGGUGGCUGGGGGGCUUUUACACUUUUUCUGAUAGCCGACGAGGGAGAGGUAUCGGUCUGAAUCGAACGCACGCAAGCGUUCAAUUGCACCCUCCUCGCAAUCCAAGCCAGCGGGCACGUUUUCUCGCUGCGCGAAUUCGCAACCCCCCCCCCCCCCCCUCUUUUCUUUCCGUCAAAAGGUUGGUGCCCGAAUCUACUUCUCUCCUUCCUUGUUGGGGGUGCAAUGCAUCACCAUCGGCGCGGAGAUCUCCAAGAGAACCUAUGCUCUCUCCCUCUGUUCGCCAGAUUAUAAUCGCGGGCGGAACGUCAUCAUCAUUUUCAUCAGUCUUUCCCGGUUCCGGCUCCGGCUCCGGCUCCCGCACGGACAUGUCGAGCAGUACGGUCUUAUGGGCCAGCUUGCGGAGCUCUCCCUCCACCGGUCUCCGGGGGCAUCAGAAACCUCUCAUUCCCAGCAGCAGCGUCAGGAGGAGGUGGGGCGGUUCGUGCUGGGAUCGUGGGAGGAAGAUCCUCUGCGCCUGCACCGCCCCUCCGCGGAAUUGGGGCGACGGCCCUCCUUCCCUCGAUACCUAUAAUUCAUCCAUCUCCAAGAAUUUGGGAGUGGGUAAUGAUGUCAGGGAUGAACAUGACAUUCUUAUCGAGUGCAGAGAUGUCCACAAAUCCUUCGGGGACAAGCAAAUAUUGAGAGGUGUGAGCUUCAAGAUUAGGCAUGGUGAAGCUGUUGGGAUUGUAGGCCCUUCAGGCACUGGCAAAUCAACGGUGCUCAAGAUAAUGGCCGGGCUUUUAGCCCCAGACAAGGGUGAGGUUUUUAUCUGUGGAAGAAAGAGACGUGGUUUGGUCAGUGAUGAGGAAAUCUCAGGCCUCCGGAUUGGCUUGGUGUUUCAGAGUGCAGCACUUUUUGAUUCUCUUACAGUCCGUGAAAAUGUUGGUUUUCUAUUGUAUGAAAAUUCCAAGAUGUCAGAGGAUAGGAUAGCAGAACUUGUGGCAGAAAAUUUGGCAGCAGUGGGGCUAAAGGGAGUUGAAGACCGUUUGCCAUCUGAACUGUCUGGUGGCAUGAAAAAACGUGUAGCUUUAGCUAGGUCUCUGAUCUUUGAUAACACAAAGGAGGUGGUAGAACCAGAGGCUGUGUAUUGUAUGCCUUUCCUCAAAUUCUUCCUCGACCAGGUGCUCUUGUAUGAUGAACCCACAGCAGGACUUGAUCCUAUUGCUUCCACCGUAGUUGAAGAUCUCAUCCGCUCUGUGCAUAUGAAAGGAGAGGAUGCCCUUGGAAAGCCAGGAAAGAUCGCAUCCUAUGUGGUUGUCACUCAUCAGCACAGCACCAUAAAAAGAGCUGUUGAUAGAUUGUUGUUUCUUUAUGAGGGAAGGAUAGUGUGGGAAGGAAUGACUCAUGAAUUUACCACAUCCACAAAUCCCAUAGUCAGACAGUUUGCAUCUGGCAGCUUAGAUGGGCCGAUCAAAUACUAAAAAUACACUCGAUAGCAUUUCUGAUGUGCUGGUGAUCUAUUUAAGUUACCCGCCACUCUCUAGACCUCCAUGUAAAGAAAGGACCAAAUCCUCUCAUCAUUCAAAUUAUGAGACAAGGAGGCAAAAUAUGCCAUGCUGAAAUUACUUUUGGCUGUCAGAGAUGCAGUUGGCAAUUAAAAGGCAAUUCCUAGCCUGAUCCAUGUAAUAUUAAUUUUUUAUUCCAUUCUUGAGUUUUCCUUCAAAAUCUGUGUGAGGCAAAUUUGUUGUUCAGUAUAUACAAUUUGUUUUCCAAAGGUUUCUUUA